AUGGCAGAAGGGCCGCCGGACGACUCGGCGCCGGUUCGCCUCAAAAACCUCGAGGGCAUUUAUAUGGACGGUCCGAGUAAGCAGCCAGAAGCACUCUCUUUUGAAACUUUAAUCGGUCAGUAGCUCUAGUUUUUAUCGAUUUUUAAUUAAUUGUAAAAAUGUAUCUUUUCUUCCAGAUUCCCUUAUCUGUCUGUAUGAUGAAUGCUGUAAUAGUACGUUGCGAAAGGAAAAGUGCAUUGCAGAAUUUGUAGAAUCAGGUGCGUUGAACUCGAAGAUCAUUGAAAAACCAUUGUUUCAGUAAAAACAGUGAUAGGAAAGGCGAAAAAGCUUCGCUUGUGCCGCGACGACUUUGAAGUGCUCAAAGUGAUCGGAAAGGGCGCGUUCGGCGAGGUAGCAGUCGUCCGAAUGCGUGGCGUCGGCGAAAUUUACGCGAUGAAAAUACUGAACAAGUGGGAAAUGGUGAAACGGGCGGAGACGGCGUGCUUUCGCGAAGAGCGCGACGUGCUCGUUUACGGCGAUCGUCGGUGGAUCACCAAUUUGCACUACGCAUUUCAAGACGAGAAGAAUUUGGUGCGUUUUGAGAUCAAAGUUGAAGUGUCUUUGUCGAUAAUCCUUGAAGUCUGAUUUCAAAAAAAGUCUGAAAGAAACUUCCUAGAAAUACUUCAAAAUCAUAAUAGAUUAUGCGCUUUUAAUUGAGAAUUUUCGGCGAAUUGAAACCUCAAAGUGAUAGACAAUCAACAACAGUUUCCUGCAGGGCUGUGCAAAAGGCCGGCCCAGACUUUUUGCAGCCCAGCCGAGGCCUAGACUUUUGAUCCACUUGUAAUGAUGAUCAUUACAAGAGGGUCAAAAGUCAUUAAAUGAUCUGAUCGGACCCAAAUUUUCCAGGCUUCUUAGACUACGAUUGAAGUAUGUUGGGUCCACGUUUCAGACCAAAUGGAUUUCUAGUCCCGAGAUGUGCAGACCAGAGACCGAAAAGGCCGCAAUUUUUGCAAAAACUCGGCGUCUUCCGCCCCAAAACAGUAUAUCUCGGGACCACAUAAUCGGAUCGGUCCGAUACUUGACCCAAUAUACUUUAAUUUAAGUCCAAAAAGCCUGCAAAGGUUGGGUCCGAUCAGAUUAUUGCAAAUCAAAGAGCUUUUGAAAAGCCUGGACUGAAAUUUGUCCAGUCCUGGUUUCCUGCGAAAAACUGAGAAUUCAAUCGAAUACAAAAGGUCAUGUCUCACAUUUUCCCAUUCUUUCAGUACUUUGUGAUGGACUACUACAUCGGCGGAGACAUGCUCACGCUUCUCUCCAAAUUCGUCGACCACAUCCCCGAAUCGAUGGCCAAGUUCUACAUCGCCGAGAUGGUGCUCGCCAUCGACUCCCUCCACCGCCUCGGCUACGUGCAUCGGGACGUGAAGCCGGACAACGUGCUGCUAGACAUGCAGGGCCACAUUCGGCUCGCCGACUUUGGAAGUUGUCUCCGGAUUCUUCCCGACGGAUCGGUGGCGUCGAAUGUGGCGGUGGGAACGCCCGAUUACAUAUCACCGGAGAUUUUGAGGGCGAUGGAAGACGGCCGCGGGCGGUACGGAAAAGAGUGCGAUUGGUGGUCGCUUGGCAUUUGCAUGUGAGUGUUUGUGGGCAAAAAAUGAUUCAAAAAUAAUAUUUUCUAGGUACGAAAUGCUUUACGGAACCACACCCUUCUAUUCGGAGCGGCUCGUCGACACUUACGGGAAGAUCAUGAGCCAUCAAGACAUGCUUGACUUUCCCGACGACGAAAUUGACUGGGUGGUGUCGGAGGAGGCGAAAGAUCUCAUACGACAGCUCAUCUGCUCCAGCGAUGUCCGAUUCGGGCGAAACGGGCUCGCCGACUUCAAAUCUCACCCGUUCUUCGAAGGAAUAGACUGGAACACGAUCCGAGACUCGAGCCCGCCGUACAAACCAGAAGUGUCGAGCCCCGAGGACACGUCCAACUUCGACGUGGAUGUUUGUGAGGACGAUUUUACUCCGUGUGUAAGUGUCAAGCUCGGUCAAACUUGCAUAGGAAUUUUGAAAAGUUUCAGGAAACGCAGCCUCCACGAGUCCUGGCCGCCUUCACCGGUAACCACCUCCCUUUCGUCGGCUUCUCGUACACGCACGGAAGCCUGCUCUCCGAUGCUCGAUCACUUACCGACGAGAUACGGGCGAUCGCGCAAAGGUGUCAGGGAGACGCCGAACUGAUGGAGAAGAGCGUCGACGGAUUCAUGGCGGAUCUGGAGAACGAGAAAGCCGAACUGGUGCGGAAGCUGCAAGAAGCUCAGUUUCUGAUCGCUCAACACGUGACGGAGAAUCCGCGGACGGAAGAGGACAGGAAUUACGAGGCGACGAUAGCGCAGCUGAAAGACGAAAUACAGAUUCUGAACAAACGGUUAGAGGAUGAAACGCAAGUGCAACAGCAGCAGCAGAAGCCGAAGGACGAGAUGGUGGUGGAGAGUGAGAAGAAAGUGAAGGAGCUGAAAGAGCGGAACAAGCAGUUGGUGAUGGAGAAGAGCGAAAUGCAGAGAGAACUCGACACACUCAACGAUCAUCUUGAUCAGGUGCUCGUUGAGAAGGCGACAGCGACACAGCAAAGAGAGGAUGUGCAAACGGAACUGAAGGAUGUGACGGACGCUCUGACGACAGAGAAGGAGGCGGUGAAGCGGCUAGAAGAGGAGACGGAGCGGCAGAGGAAGGUGCUGGCCGAGACGGAGGAGAAGCUGAAAACGGUGGAGGCCGAGAAGACUGUUCUUAUGAAAAGUGAGUUUUUGAAAUGUUGAUAUUUAGUAAAGUGUUUCAAAACACGAUUGAUUGAAAUCUGAAAAAUCUUGUGACACUUUCAUCAUCUUUCGUUCCGAGACCCAAAUUCCAAUGAGUCAUAGACAGGCUCCCGUCGUUUCCACCAAAACAUUUGUCAAACCAUUAUCUCUUCUAUUCAAUCACUAUCAUGUCGCUUCCAGAACAAGAAGAAGUCACGGCGGAAGCACGAAAAUCCGUGGAAGUGGACCCGCUUUCCGAGGAGAUUCAGUCCGCCAAGAAGAUCAUUGCGACGUUGCAAACGGCCAACGAGGAUAAAGAAGCGGAGGUUCGAAAGCUGAAGCAGCGGAUCGAGGAGGAACGCGCGUCGCACACGGCCCAAUCGGAGCAAGAGAUGAAGCAGUUGGAGGCGCACUACGAACGCGCGCAGAAGAUGUUGCAGGACAACGUGGAGCAGUUGAACGUCGAGAAUCAGACACUUCGUGAUGAAAUCGAAAAACUCUCCCAACAAAUGGCGGCGGUGCCACGUGGAACGCUCACGGAGCAACAGCUCUUGGAGCUCUUCAACUGGGUCAACGAGGAGAAGGCGACGAGGGAAGAGAUGGAGAAUCUGACGAGAAAGAUCACCGGAGAAGUGGAAUCUCUGAAGAACAACUCGCCGCUGACAACGUCCAAUUAUAUUCAGAACACGCCGUCAGGCUGGGGAUCGAGACGGAUGAAUAAUGUGGCGAGGAAAGACGGACUAGAUCUGCAACGGCAGCUUCAGGCCGAGAUUGACGCGAAGCUCAAGUUGAAGUCGGAGCUAAAAAACUCCCAAGAGCAGUACCUUACGGCUGCUGCUCGACUAGACGACACGGAGAAGAGGAUGGCGUCGCUGGUGAGAGAAGUGACGAUUCUUAAACAGCAGAAGAACAGCGACAUCUCCUCGGACAGCGCAUUCUCCUCGACAAUCGGCCGCGACCUGAUGAUCAACAUGAACAACGACUACGAAAUGAGCAAUUCGUCGCUGAUGCGGCAGGAGAUGCUCUCACGACAAUCGACGCCUUCCUAUGAAAACGCAAUCCUAUUGCACGAUCAUCAGGCGCCGAAAAGAGUGGACGACUUAAGGUACAAGCAGAAGCCGGUCAAGACCGCCAGCGCGAUAUUCUCGCCGGUGUCAGCGGCGGAACGGGGGCACAACUUCGAGCGGACCCGGAUAAAAACGCCUACCAAGUGCGGCCAUUGCACUUCGAUUCUGAUCGGACUGGACCGGCAAGGCCUCUUCUGUCAGAGCUGUCAUUACGCGUGUCACGUGUCGUGCGCCGAACGUGUUUCACAAUCCUGCCCAGUGCCCGAAGAAGAUCGACGGCCGCUCGGAAUCGACCCGACUCGGGGAGUCGGAACCGCCUACGAAGGCCUCGUCAAGACGCCGAGACCCGGAGGCGUGCGCAAAGGAUGGCAGACCGCCUAUGUGGUCGUCUGUGACUUCAAACUCUACCUCUACGACUGUGUGGUCGACAAGCAGAACAAGAUGCAGGAUGUGAAGAAUGAGAUCCGACUGGUGCUGGACAUGCGCGAUCCCGACUUUACCGUGUGCGGAGUUGGCGAGGCCGAUGUGAUACACGCGCAGAAGAGCGAUAUUCAGAAGAUAUUCCGAGUAACUACCACCCAAAUUUUAAACUCGUCAUCCGAAUACUCCUCCUCGUCCAAGUUCUACACCCUGUUCAUGGCCGAAACGGAGGACGAGAGGAAGAAAUGGGUGGUGGCCCUCAGCGAACUCAAGACAUUGCUCAGAAGAUCAAAGCUCGCGGAUCGGAAGGCGUUCCUCGUGAAGGAAGUGUUCGACAUCGUCACCCUCCAAUCCAUCCGAAUGGCUCAGUGCUGUGCGAUCAUCGAUCGGUCCAAAAUUGUGAUCGGGCUCGCGGAUCACGGACUCUACUGCGUCGAAAUCAACCGACAAGUUCUGAUUCCAGUUGGCGGAGAGAAGGAGAACAAGCAGCGAUGCGUGGAAUCUGUCGAAUACGAUGAGGCCGAGCAACUUUUGAUGAUCAUGGUCGGCCCGGCGAAAGACCGACACGUCCGGUUGGUGCCGAGUGCCGCAUUGGACGGAAGGGAUCUGAAGUGGAUCAAAGUGAACGACACGAAAGGAUGCCAUCUGAUGGCCGUCGGAACGAACAGCCCGGGCGGAAGAGCCGGCUUCUUCGCCGUGGCGUUCAAGAAGAGCGUCACAGUGUUUCAGAUAGAUCGGACCGAGAAAAGGCAUCGGAAAUGGAAGGUGAGCUAGGAUUUUUCAACGCUAUAAGCUGAAAUUGUGUACAAAUAUGUCAAUUUCAGGACCUCGCCAUGCCCGGAACCCCUCAAUCGAUAGCCAUUCACAACGGACGCCUCUAUGUCGGAUUCUCGCACAGUUUCCGAUCGUGGAACCUCGCCGGAGCCGACGCUUCCCCGAUCGGCGGCGGAGACAACAACGGAACCGUAUUGCAGCACAUUUGUAAGAUCUCCGGUCAUUUCUAACCCUGCUAUAUUGAUACCUUCAGCCCUGGUGAACAUGGAAGACACCUCGCUUCAAUUCCUGAAUCAACAGACGUCUUACGAGGCGAAACUGAUCGUGAACGUGCCCGGAUCUCCAGAUGAAUACCUGCUCGUCUUCAACAUGAUCGGCCUUUACGUCAACGAAAUGGGCCGUCGGUCCCGGUCUCCGGAAGUGAUGUUCCCGACGCAGGCGAAGUUCUUCUCCUACCGCGAACCCUAUCUGUGCGUGUUCUCCGAAAACGAGGUUGAUGUGUUCAACGUCAGCCUGGCCGAAUGGGUUCAGACCAUCAAUCUGAGGUAG
Molecule: messenger RNA, 5563 nt
Organism: Caenorhabditis sp. 36 PRJEB53466
Lineage: Eukaryota; Metazoa; Nematoda; Chromadorea; Rhabditida; Rhabditidae
Source: the annotation of a GenBank genome assembly